AUGGAUGUGCAUUCCACUAGGUUACGUCCAGGAGUGGAUGCUGAAGAAUGGGGUAAAUUCCUACAUACAAAGAACAAGAUAUACACAGACUUUGAUGAAAUCCGACAAGAAAUCGAGAAUGAAACUGAAAGAAUUUCUGGCAACAACAAAGGUAUUAGCCCAGAACCCAUCCAUCUGAAGAUCUUCUCUCCUAAUGUGGUCAACCUGACACUAGUGGAUUUACCAGGGAUGACAAAGGUACCAGUGGGUGACCAGCCUAAAGACAUCGAACUGCAGAUAAGAGAAUUAAUUCUGAGGUACAUCAGCAACCCUAAUUCCAUCAUUCUAGCAGUCACUGCUGCCAACACAGACAUGGCAACUUCCGAAGCUCUGAAAAUAGCCCGGGAGAGUGAUCCAGACGGUAGGAGAACGCUCGCUGUGAUCACCAAACUCGACCUCAUGGAUGCUGGGACAGACGCCAUGGAUGUCCUCCUAGGGAGGGUCAUACCAGUUAAACUGGGCAUCAUUGGAGUUGUCAAUAGGAGUCAGCUGGAUAUUAACAAUAAAAAGAGUGUAGCAGACUCAAUCCGGGAUGAAUAUGCGUUUCUUCAGAAGAAGUAUCCAUCUCUGGCCAAUAGGAAUGGAACCAAGUACCUGGCACGUACCCUGAACAGGUUACUGAUGCACCACAUCAGAGACUGUUUGCCAGAGCUAAAAACCAGGAUCAAUGUUUUAGCAGCUCAGUAUCAGUCACUGCUCAACAGCUAUGGUGAGCCAGUGGAAGACAAGAGUGCAACUCUGUUGCAGCUCAUUACGAAGUUUGCCACAGAAUAUUGUAACACAAUUGAAGGCACAGCAAAACACAUAGAGACUUCAGAACUGUGUGGUGGUGCACGAAUUUGCUACAUCUUCCAUGAAACUUUUGGGAGGACACUGGAAUCUGUCGAUCCGUUGGGUGGACUGACCACUAUUGACAUACUUACAGCUAUCAGAAAUGCAACGGGCCCACGGCCGGCCUUGUUUGUCCCAGAAGUGUCUUUUGAGUUGCUGGUGAAGAGACAAGUGAAACGCUUGGAAGAGCCAAGUUUGCGGUGCGUUGAGCUUGUUCACGAGGAGAUGCAGAGGAUCAUCCAGCACUGCAGCAAUUACAGCACACAGGAGCUCUUGAGGUUCCCAAAGCUGCAUGAUGCCAUAGUUGAGGUGGUCACAUCGCUUCUGCGGAAACGCCUUCCUGUAACCAAUGAGAUGGUCCACAAUUUGGUGGCCAUUGAACUUGCCUAUAUCAACACUAAACAUCCAGAUUUUGCAGAUGCCUGUGGUCUGAUGAACAAUAAUAUAGAGGAACAGAGGAGGAACAGAUUAGCCAGGGAUUUACCGCGGCCUGCAGCUCUUACAGAUAAAUCUACUAAACCUCCAGGGCCUCUGGCGUCUGCCUCCCUGGAGUCCUCCUCUGCUUCUGCCACUGAGGCUGAUGGCAAGGUCUGUGCCAAUCUCAUAGCAUUGCAUGCUAUGCUUCAUUUUUGUGGUUCUGUUGUAGCUCCUGCGGGGGGCAUUGCAGACAGCAUCCCAGAUGCUGGAACUGGUAACUGGAGAGGAAUGCUGAAGGCCUCUAAAGGAGAAGAUCCACUAGUAGAAGAGAGGAGCAGACUUGCACCCAUCCUUCCAGCCAGCCCCCAAAGGGGCCACGCUGUGAACCUCCUGGAUGUGCCUGUGCCAGUUGCCAGAAAACUUUCUGCUCGUGAGCAGCGUGACUGCGAAGUGAUUGAGCGACUAAUAAAGUCCUACUUCCUGAUCGUACGGAAGAACAUUCAGGACAGUGUGCCAAAAGCCGUGAUGCACUUCUUGGUGAACCACGUGAAGGACACGUUACAGAGUGAGCUGGUGGGCCAGUUGUAUAAAUCCAUGUUGCUGGAGGACCUACUUACAGAGUCUGAGGACAUGGCACAGCGCAGGAAGGAAGCUGCAGACAUGUUGAAGGCACUUCAGAGAGCAAGCCAGAUUAUAGCUGAGAUCAGGGAGACGCACCUCUGGUGA
Staurois parvus is the source of this 2013-nucleotide messenger RNA. The record is from the annotation of a GenBank genome assembly. NCBI's taxonomy places the organism in Eukaryota, Metazoa, Chordata, Amphibia, Anura, Ranidae.